AUGAAGGAUUUUUGGCUCUACGAAGACGCAGUAAACACAAAUGAUAUUAUGAUAACUGACCGCAGGCAACUUCACGACAAGCAUGGGGCUGUCUGCAAUCCGCACAUGCGUUUGCGAGAACGAAAAUCACAGCUGAGCUCACUUCCUUCUGGUCAUGUGCAAUCUAUAAAGCAAGAAAGUGAGCCGGCCAGCCAUAACAAGCAAAACACAAUAGAGCCACGGCGGCAGGGGAAACAACAACCUGUUCCAAAGAUGAAGGAGGUGGCUAGCACUUCAAAUCGACCGGCACCAAAGACAAUUUUACAGUCAUUUGCAAAGACACCCAUCAGUACUCCUCCAAAAUCUACGAAGCAGAUGAAGCAAACUGACGAACCCACCGCCGCACUUUCCGAUGAUGGAGAGCCUGAUGACACCGACAUCCUAUCUUCCAAAUCCAGCUUGGCGUUGCAUUCCAAGGCGAAGUCGCGCAAGGAUAGAGAAGACGCCUUAAGGCGCAUGAUGGAGGAGCAGGAGGAGGAAGAAGAAGAGGAAGAAGAAGAAGAAGAAGAAGAGGGAAACAAGCGUGAAGUGAUUGAGUUCGCUUCCAACAUUGAAGCGGAUGAAAACCCGGAGUCCGAGUCUUUAACAGAUGCAGAGCCCGAAUCAGGGGUCCCCUUGACAACACAGGCCGACAAGGAACCUUCAGAGACAAUUUCUAAUUCCGGAAAUGGCCGGAGAAGAGGCAAGCGUCGAGUGCUGAAGAAGAAACGAAUCUUGGAUGAUCAAGGAUACAUGGUCACGAUUCAAGAACCGGGGUGGGAGUCCUUUUCUGAGGAUGAUAUCACUCCGCCAGCGAAAAAGCCCACACCGCCGCUAAUGCCAUCAUCGUCCAUGAAGGCAAAGAAAACAUCGACAAAAGGCUCCCAAGGCAGUAUCAUGUCAUUUUUUGCAAAGAAAUAA
This is a messenger RNA of Metarhizium brunneum ARSEF 3297, 939 nucleotides long. RefSeq lists its product as uncharacterized. Gene Ontology annotation, molecular function: DNA-directed DNA polymerase activity. The record is from RefSeq and is a predicted model, not a curated record. Gene Ontology annotation, biological process: nucleotide-excision repair, DNA gap filling; DNA replication; DNA strand elongation involved in DNA replication. Gene Ontology annotation, cellular component: nucleus; delta DNA polymerase complex. NCBI's taxonomy places the organism in Eukaryota, Fungi, Ascomycota, Sordariomycetes, Hypocreales, Clavicipitaceae.